Messenger RNA from Phragmites australis (common reed), 3063 nucleotides. Its product is annotated as ATP-dependent DNA helicase DDM1-like. The coding region runs from base 222 to 2726 and encodes 834 amino acids. The record is from RefSeq and is a predicted model, not a curated record. Gene Ontology annotation, cellular component: nucleus. NCBI's taxonomy places the organism in Eukaryota, Viridiplantae, Streptophyta, Magnoliopsida, Poales, Poaceae. Gene Ontology annotation, molecular function: ATP binding; DNA binding; ATP-dependent chromatin remodeler activity. The transcript is spliced from 15 exons.
CCUGUCUCUCCCCCCACACUUUCCCGCCUGAAGCCCUCUCUCCUCCCGAGAAGCGAGAGCCCUCGCCGUCCUCUAAAAUAUACUAGGGCCAGUCCCCUCGUCCCGUUCCUCUAGCCCCUCCCAUUUCUCGGCAUUGUUUUUAUUCGGAUUAAUUUGCGUUUUUUAGGAACACACGUCUGUCCUAACUCCUAAGUCGCAAGGGAUUAAUCUGGUGGCGGCUUAUGUUAGAAGGGAUGGUGGUUGCCGUGGCCAACGGAGUGAAGGUGGAAGCCGCCGCCACCGCCACCACGGCGGAUUCUCCUAAAUCCGUUCUGGACGACGAGAAAAUUUCUGAAGCUAAGAAUGGGGACGCUUCCCUUGCCACUGAGCCAAUUAAGCAUGCGGAGAGGGCUGAUGAUUUUGUGGAUGCAAGCUCACCCCUGCCUGUUGAGUUCGACGGCAGCAGCGGUCGUGCACUUCCUUUCAUUAAGGCAGUGAAGGAGGAAGAACAACUAUUGGAGCCCGUCAAGGAGGAGAAAGCUGAUGAUUUCGUGGAUGCAAGUUCAUCUCUACCUAUUGACCUUGAGGCCAAGAAUGGUGAUGCGUCCUUGAUCACAGAGGCGAUGAAAAAGGAAGAAGAACAGCUUGAGGAGGCCCGGAUUAAGGCAGAGGAAGAAGAGGAAGCCAGGAAGAGGGAAGAAGCUGCAAGACUCGCUUUUGAUCCUGAGGCACGGUAUAGCAAGUUAGAUGAGCUGCUGACGAAGACACAACUCUUUUCAGAGUUUCUACUUGAGAAGAUGGAUCAAAUCACUGAUGAAGGUGUUGAAACUCAACCUGAAGAGCCACCAGUAGAAGAGAAGAAGAAAGGACGUGGCCGAAAGAGGAAAGCAAAUGCUGUGUCACAGUACAAUGGUAAGAAGGCUAAGAAGGCAGUGGCAGCCAUGCUUACAAGAUCUUGCGAAGAUCGACUUGCUGAUGAUUGUACUCUCUCAGAAGAAGAAAGGUGGGAAAAAGAGCAGGCCAAUCUUGUGCCAUUAUUGACUGGCGGAAAAUUGAAGUCAUACCAGAUAAAGGGUGUGAAGUGGCUAAUAUCAUUGUGGCAGAAUGGACUGAAUGGGAUACUGGCUGAUCAAAUGGGCCUUGGGAAAACAAUUCAGACAAUUGGAUUUCUUGCUCAUCUGAAAGGGAAAGGCAUGCAUGGUCCAUACUUGAUAAUCGCACCUCUGUCCACUCUCUCGAAUUGGGUGAAUGAGAUUUCAAGGUUUACUCCUUCUCUUGCUAGUAUCAUUUAUCAUGGAGAUAAAGUGGCCCGGGCAGAGAUAAGAAGAAAAUCCAUGCCCAAAACUGUAGGCCCUGAUUUUCCGAUAGUAGUGACUUCAUAUGAGAUGGCCAUGUCAGAUGCUAAAUUUCUUGCUCACUAUAAGUGGAAGUAUGUUGUUGUGGAUGAGGGACAUCGGUUGAAAAAUUCUAAGUGUAAGUUAUUGAGGGAGAUCAAGCGCAUACCGAUGGAAAAUAAGCUACUUUUGACUGGGACACCCCUUCAGAAUAAUCUAGCAGAGCUUUGGUCACUAUUGAACUUUAUUUUGCCUGAUAUUUUCUCAUCAAAUAAGGAAUUUGAAUCAUGGUUUGAUUUUUCUGUGAAAGGAAAUGAAGAACAAGAAGAAACUGAGGAGAAAAGAAGGGUCCAUGUUGUAUCGAAGCUUCAUGCCAUUUUGCGUCCAUUCCUUCUAAGGCGGAUGAAGGAGGAUGUAGAGCAUAUGCUUCCACGAAAGAAAGAGAUAAUCAUUUAUGCUAACAUGACUGAACAUCAGAAGCGAAUUCAGGAUCACUUGGUUGAGAAAACAUUUGAUGUCUACUUGAAUGAAGAAUCAGAUAUUGUGUUGCAGAGACCUGGCAUUAAGGCAAAGCUAAAUAAUCUCUUUAUUCAGCUGAGGAAGAAUUGCACCCACCCUGAUCUUUUGGAAUCUGCAUUCGGAUCAACAAGCCUGUAUCCACCUGUGAAUAAGCUUCUAGAACAAUGUGGCAAGUUUCAGCUUCUGGACAGGCUACUGAAUUCCCUACUGUCGCAAAAGCACAAGGUUCUGAUAUUCUCACAAUGGACAAAAGUUUUGGACAUUAUUGAGUAUUACCUAGAUUCAAAAGGCCUCAAGGCUUGCAGAAUUGAUGGUAGUGUUAAGUUGGACGAGAGGAGGCGGCAGAUAGCAGAAUUUAAUGACUUGAACAGCAGCUUAAAUAUCUUCAUUCUGAGCACACGGGCUGGUGGGCUUGGUAUCAACCUUACUUCUGCUGAUACAUGUAUCCUAUACGACAGUGACUGGAACCCUCAGAUGGAUCUGCAGGCCAUGGAUCGAUGCCACCGGAUUGGUCAAACACGGCCAGUGCAUGUGUAUAGACUGGCAACAUCACAUUCUGUUGAGGGACGGAUCAUCAAAAAAGCUUUUGGAAAGUUGAAGCUAGAGCAUGUGGUGAUAGGGAAGGGGCAGUUUGAACAAGAAAGAGUGAAGCCUAACGCCUUAGAUGAGGCGGAGAUGCUGGCGCUGCUCAGGGACGAGCAGGACGAGGCAGAUAGGAUGAUCCAGACGGACAUUAGUGAAGAAGACCUCUUGAAGCUGAUGGACCGGAGCGACCUGUCCGGACCACCUCGUGCUACUGAUGCCGCGCCACUUAUGCCUCUGAAAGGCCCUGGUUGGGAGGUCGUGGUACCCACGAAGAGCGGGGGCGGAAUGCUCUCGUCGCUCACCAGCUAAGAGCCGCCGCAAUGCUCUGCUGCUCCUUUUGCUUGCCGCAGCACCUUGGUUGUCUGGCUGACGAUGAGGUGCCUGCUGGCCGCUGGUCAGGCGAUAUUUUGCAUAUAUGCCCCCAAGUAACAGUUGAACUAGGACACUGGGUGUUGCGCCUACAGCAGUAGAUUAGGCGAGGCUGUGUUAUAGUACUUGUAAGCUGCGUUCUGACUUAAACUGUGCUGUUCUAAUGCAGCAUUUCACUUGCGGUUUCGUUCAGCAACAGCAGCUGUUGAAAACUGUACUGUCACUCCAAUGCAGAGACGGAUGCCUAUUUAUAACUUAUGAGCAUUGUUGUUUUCGA